GAUGUUUGACGUCAUCCACACUUGCACGGGCAGCGCCUUCAAACUGACUACAACCCAGUCGACUGCUCACACCGACAACGCUAGUGGGAGAAACAGCUGGAAGUUGAAAGCCAAAGCCUCUACUAUCUACUCUCACACAGUGAGCAGGCAUGACUGAGGAUUCCAAGGAGCAGUUGAUCAUAAAGGCCAAACUGGCCGAGCAAGCAGAGCGAUAUGAAGACAUGGCUGAACUGAUGAAGGAGGUAGUUAACAUGGGCACAGAACUGACCUGUGAGGAGCGCAACCUGCUUUCUGUCGCCUACAAAAAUGUCGUUGGAGCCUGUCGUUCUUCGUGGCGUGUUCUGGCAAGCAUCGAGGGAAAAGCUGAAGAGGGCAGGAAAAAGAUAAUGGCCAAAGAGUACCAAGAGAAAAUUGAGACGCAGCUCAAUGGAAUCUGUACGGAUGUUCUGGAACUCUUGACCACAUAUCUCAUUCCAAAAGCAAGCGCGCCAGAGAGCAAAGUCUUCUAUUGGAAAAUGAAAGGCGACUACCACCGUUACCAAGCUGAAGUAGCAACGGGAGACAACAAGGACAAAAUCAUCAAAGACUCUGAAGAGGCCUACAAAGGGGCUCAGGAAGCCAGCAAAGCGAUGAGCCCCACGAACCCAAUCCGCCUUGGUCUUGCACUCAAUUUCUCUGUUUUUUACUAUGAGAUCCAGAACUCACCCGAGAAGGCCUGCGAACUGGCAAAAGAGGCUUUUGAUGAGGCGAUUGCGGAGCUGGAUCAGUUGAGUGAUGACUCAUACAAAGACAGUACACUUAUUAUGCAGCUACUCAGGGACAACUUGACAUUGUGGAAAUCUGAAGGCCAAGGUGAAGAUGUGUAGAAACUCAGAGAGAGCAAAUCCUGUUUGUCCUUUCUGCCUAUCUGCAAUCAUCAUGACUCAUCUUCAUCAAAACCAAGGGUGCUGAGGCCACCGUGUUGUAAUAGUUGUCCGGCUCACUCCAAAAUGACUUUUUUUGGGGGGUAUUCAGCUCUGAUUAAAAACUAACCUCACUUUUGAGUUUACUUUUAUUAUUAGUCUUUUUUUUUUUCUAGAUAUGGAAAAUAGGGGUAGGUGGUACCUUUUUGGAAUUUAAUGGGUGUGAACUAUUAUGUAACUGGCUGUGAAUCUGACUACUUUUUGCCUAAAGGAUGUAACUUAUCUGUUUAUGGUGGUGGUCAAGUAGCAAGCUUUCAAACCGAAGUAAGAAAGCAGUUACUCUGUGUAUCUUUAUCAUGUUCGUGGUUAGCGUUUGCUUAUUGUUUUGUGGUUAAGUUAAAUAUUACAAUUACGUAUAUCCUCGAAAGAUGAGACCUCGUAAAUUGAUUAGAGGAAUGAAAGCACACCAUGAAACAAUAGCUAGGUUGAAACUCUCAAGUUACAUUCCAUCGCUGUCAAAGCUUGAACUUUACACUAUUUGAAAUACUUGUUCCUUUUUGAUGAUUUACAUUUUUAUAUUUCAAUGUACAAGUUACAAAGUUCUGUACUGACACUGUUAAAGGAUUUCUUUUUUGUUUUUGUUUUUUGUGUGGGGGGACGCACAGAAAGAAAAUUACUUUUUUCUACUUUGCAUUGUACUGCUUGUUAUAUUGUCUAUCCAAAUUAGAUAUGUUGUGAAAGACAAUUUAUGGAGAUGAGAGAGCUGUUAUUGUCAAGUUGGAAAGCUUUGUUCACUUGAUUUGAAUUUACACGAGUAAUCCUGGUUUUAUUUGGAGGGUUAAUGAGUAUGUUGAAUAAAGAUCAUUUUAAAGUUUUUGUUU
Molecule: messenger RNA, 1783 nt
Organism: Corythoichthys intestinalis (scribbled pipefish)
Lineage: Eukaryota; Metazoa; Chordata; Actinopteri; Syngnathiformes; Syngnathidae
Product: 14-3-3 protein zeta-like
Exons: 6
Coding region: 150-866 (238 amino acids)
Biological process (GO): intracellular protein localization; signal transduction
Cellular component (GO): cytoplasm
Source: RefSeq, a predicted model, not a curated record